This is a messenger RNA of Hypomesus transpacificus, 2639 nucleotides long. RefSeq names its product LY6/PLAUR domain containing 6 (gene lypd6). NCBI's taxonomy places the organism in Eukaryota, Metazoa, Chordata, Actinopteri, Osmeriformes, Osmeridae. The transcript is spliced from 5 exons. Gene Ontology annotation, biological process: positive regulation of canonical Wnt signaling pathway. The coding region runs from base 282 to 803 and encodes 173 amino acids. The record is from RefSeq and is a predicted model, not a curated record. Gene Ontology annotation, molecular function: acetylcholine receptor inhibitor activity.
AUAUCGUGUUGCCAGCCCUGGAGAUAGCUUUACCCAGCUGGCUGCGCUUCAGAGAAGUACUGCAGGAGGUUUGACCUUUGACCCGCGAGGAAGCAGCAGGCCUGAGCUGUUUUUGCUUUGGUUUCCGUCGGGAGUCCUGGAGGUCUGGCUUUGGCAGUGACCUGGGAGGGGAACGGGAGAGUCACAUGGCGUGCCGGAGCGCGGUGAGCGUAGCCGAGGCUAAUGGUGUCCUGUCGUGUGUGUCUCAUCAGAGACCUGCAUGUGUGAAGCCGUGACCAGCGAUGGAACCCUGGCCAGCAGUGGCCUGGGUCCUACUGCUGACGUUCAUCACUGAUUGGCUGGAAAUAGCCCAUUCAAGGGACUUCACAGAACAAGACAUCAUCUGUCUCCAUCCCUCAACCACUCCGUACCCAGGUGGUUUUAAGUGUUUCACCUGUGAAGACGCUUCAGACAAUUAUCAGUGUAACCGCUGGGCUCCAGACCUGUACUGCCCACAAGAAGCCAGAUACUGUUACACACAUCACGAGAUGGACGCGGAGGGCAGCAGUGUGUCGGUGACCAAGCGCUGUGUGCCCCUGGAGGACUGUCUCUCCACAGGCUGCUCUGAGGACGACCAUGAAGGACACAGGGUGUGCACAGCGUGUUGUGAGGGGAACAUCUGUAACCUAGCGCUACCCAGGAACGAGACGGAGGCCGUGUUCACCACCACCUCGCCCCUCAGCGACGCCAGCACCCUCUCACAGAGCUACGGCCUCGCCUCCGCCCUCCUCACCCUCACCUUCCUCACCUCCACAUACAUCUGAGGCGUAGACUGACGCCAGUUGUAACUGGCCGUUAAAUAACCCAGUCCUGUUGUCGGUUGGGUUCCGUUUGGCCUUUAUCUCCAGGUUGAGUCUUGGGAGAGGGGAUGUAUAUUGUUUGGACAGUCUUACCUUUGAACUUUAAAGGGAUUCAGUGUUUUUAUCCUUCCAACUUGAGCAGGGUAUGAAUAGAAGAGCACUUAGCACUGUCUGCAGCACUCUGGGUUUGCCUGCCACAUACAGCCACUAUUUCUGAGGAGCUACGGGGAUCCAACGCCGUAAACAUGAUUGUACAGGGUUACGUCAUCUCAGUCUGAAGAGAGAUGCACAGCGGGGAACUGGAGACUUUGAAAUGUCGGGAGGCAAGUCGGGACCUGCCAAGUUAGGACAUUUUAGAGUGAUGAGGAGAAUUUGAAGAACCAAGCUGGGUCUAGGGAAAUGUCUGGGGGAUUCAAACGCUUCUAAACACUUAUGUUUUCAUGUUGUCACAUUCUAAGUUGAUAUUCCAAGUUGUAAGUUUUGACACAUAUGUACAUACACAUAGUAUUUAUUUUUAUAUUGUUGUUUGUUUUUAGAAAGUGAAUGUGAGAAAAGUGUAUCCCAGUUUCUGCCUGUAGCUUAUAGCAUGUCAGUGAUGUGUAGAAUACAUUUACUUUUAACCUGGAAGGGAUGGAAUCUCUUGUUUUGUCAUCUCUGUGGAAAGUAUUUUCAUUAACAUAGAAAAGAAAAUCCUGGCAUCUUUCAUGUUCAACCCUUUAAGGUGUCCUGUGACUAUUGUCGGGGAAAAUUAAUUUCCUUGACUCUCUAAAAAAAGAAUGAUGGGACAAUUUGGGUUUAACAAUUUUUCCAGAGGAUCAAAUGGUUUGGUCUUUUCCCCCGGUCCAACCCAGGACUUUAUUUUGGGAACUUUUCUGCUGGAACAAAAUCCCAAUUCUUUGCUUUGCACACCAGUUUAACUGAGAAGCAGAAAUAAGUUACAUUACUUAACAUGCACACAAUUAGGUCUUGACAUACGUGUUCCACAGAAGAUGUUUUUCUCUCCUUUUUGUUCGUGUUUCCUGUUCAUGGGACAGGCUUUCACUCAUCUCGGUGGACUGGCUGUGUGGCCUGCCAGAAAAAUGCAGCGUUUGCAAUUACAGUGUUAUUGUUCUGUGAGCUUUAUGAUUAGUUUAGGCUGGAUGCCCGAGACUCUGAGGAGACAAGUCACUUCCCCCCUCUCUCUCUGACUCUUUCUGUGUCUCUCUAUCUGUCUUUGUCUUUCUCUGUCUCUCUCUGUGUCUCUCUCUGUUUCUCUCUGUGUCUCUCUCUUUCUGUCUCUCUCUUUCUCUUUGUCUCUUUCUCGUUGUUUUCUCUUUACUCACUUUGCCUCUCCUCGUCUCCCUGUCUCUCUCCCUCCCUGUCUCCCUCCCUUCCUAUUUCCCUCUCUCUCUCUCUUUCUGUCUGUUUUACACCUACGCACACAAACACCACAGACGCAUUAGGCCAAGAGGAGCACAGAGAAGGAACUCAGCUAACCGACACAAAUCCUUGGAGCCCUCUCCAUGCUUUGUUAACAGGUAUAUGAUGAUGUUUGUUUCAGGGGUAAAAGGGCUGGAAUAUGAACCUCGUGUGCCAACAUAUUUCUCCACACGCUGCCUUGUUGCCUUCUCGCUGAGGAAGAAGUGAGCAGUGGAGGAGCUGCAUGAUCUCCAGGCCUGUGGGGAGAUACCUGCAUGUCAGUGUUGUGCCAAUGUGAAGUGAUGUGGACUUAACAGUUUGAUGCUAUUCCUCUGUAUAUAGUUGUGUUGCGACAGUAGACACAAAUGACUUUAUACCUUCAUAUUAAAGACUUGAAACCGC